AGGAAAAAAUUAAUGAGGUCAUUCAGUGCUGUGUGUGUGUGUGUGUGUGUGUUAGUCUGAUCAGUAAAGAUGACUGGUGCUUCCUUUUCUGUUGUUACUGAUUUCAUAGGCUAGAUUUUAGAACUUUUUUCUAGGUAUUUCCAUUGUUUCCCAUGUCAAAUUCCUCAACGUCCUCUAGUAACCCGGGCUGUGGGACCCUCCCACUUAAACAUGGGCAGGCGGAAUGACUAUGCAUGCUGCUCAGUGCAGCGGCAGACUCCAGUCACAGAAAAAGUUAAGACAGCAGCACGUCCACACGUUGCAUCCAUUAUCUGCACUUUCUCAGCUCUCAUGGCUCCAUUAAUGCUCCUGUUCUUCCUUCUGUCUGAAGCAGCAUCUGACGUGAUUGUGGUAACAGUGCGCCCUGGCCAGGAUGUCACUCUGCCAGGUAAGGUUGCAGAUUUCCCCAUCAGUGUUGUAAAGUGGAGCAGACCUGACCUGGAGCCAGACUACGUCCUCUUAACCAUCGAUGGACACCUGGAUCCAACAUACCAGCAUCCAUCCUUUAAGGACAGGGUGGACCUAUUGGACAGAGAUAUGAAGGACGGGAACGUGUCUUUAAUUCUGAAGAAUGUGAGCAGCAUCGACAACGGAACAUACGAGUGUCGAGUUAAACCAGAUGAUUCAAGACGUAAAAAGAGAGCCAUCAUCGACUCUGAGCCAAUCACGAUCAUCCGUCUGCUGGUUACAGAGCCAGCAGGUGAGUGAGUCUCUCUCAAUCAGAGGAGCGCACACUUCACACCAGACCUACACAUUGGAUUGGCUACAGCAGGUGCACUGCUUCUUUUAGUUCUUGUUGCAGUGUCUGUUGGCCUGAUAUAUAAAAGGUGUAUGGGCGACAGACCCUAACCACCUCCUGCUGCAGUAGGAGACUGGGGUUUAAAGGAGAUCAGACUUGUUGGUGAGUUUUGAGGCGGUGCGAGAGUCCCGAACAGGAAACAGGAAACAUCCCUGCCUCUAUCGCUGCCACAAGAACGUUUCAAAACACCAAACACAAGAAAUGAACUGCCCGGGAAUUUGUGGAACAGCUGGCUGUUUCCUCGGUCCUCCAUCUCUUUUUGGUGAAAGAACAAAACGGGACGUCACACAAAUGAGCCAUUUCAGAGACACUCCUUCCGCCGCACCAGUCUGCGGAGAAUCACCGGAUCGUCUCAUUUGGUCUGAACGCAGCUUCAUUGUGGCAGAUAUGCAGCUGUCAAUCACUACUGAGCCUGUUUGUAACCUGUAGGCUACAGACGUGAUUUCACCUGUUAUAUACCACAUAGUAUAUACAUACUACUAUGUUGCUAGUAUGUACAUACACACAUGUGAACUCACCAUAGACAGUUGCCUUGUGCAGGGAAACGCUGGACUGGAUAUUUGGGCUUAUUUCAAAAAUCGUGGAACAUUGAUGUAUGAAAUUGCCAAUUAGAUUAAUUUAAUUAUUAAUCAAAGAUGCCAGAACCACUUUAAACCCUGCUUGAAGGAUAAUUCUGCUUCAUCCUCUCAUUGAAGUGUCACCUUUGACCACUGACCUAGUGUUUGUCACAUUUUGGCACGGGGAGGCAGGGGCCUCCCUAAUUUGCGGGGCCCUAAACGCACUUUGCAUGGUAUGUCUAUAGGGCGGACCAGCUCCGCUGGGACCUGUGUUGCCUCAACCCGUUCUCACGCAGAACUCGUAAAAUAUGGACGCUUGGACAGUGUCUAAAGUUUGUAGAACGUACCAGGGAGAGCAGCAGCUACACAGGGUUUAGCGAGUAGUAUGUAACGCCGAAAUUCUGCACAUGGAGGUUGGUUGGGGGGUGGUGGAUGGGUCAAACACAGGACUUUCACCCAGGAGACAGAGGAUCGUCUCCCGCAUGGCACCUUUCCUAAAUUCGCUUUCUUCUUUAACCGUCGCGAAGCGUAAACCCACCCACAAACUUUUUCCUUAACAUAACAGCGUCAAAAUGGAUGCCAAUAGUCCCGACCAAGUGCGUUUAGUUAAAGUGCGUUAUAUGACGCUAAAGGACACUUUUAGCGUCUAUAACAAUGACAAAGGCAACUGACCAAGCGUCCGUAUUUUACGAGAUGGAAGUGAGAAUCUGUUGGUUGCUUCGGCUUUGAUGUAGAGUGUUUGCCACAAGGUGUCCUUGAGCAAGACAUUGAACACCCAAGUCGCUCCCCGGAUCCCAUUUGCUCCUAAAACUUAGGAUGGGUUAAUAAAACAAUAAAUAAAAAUGAAUAAAGUUCGAGAUGA
Perca flavescens (yellow perch) is the source of this 2257-nucleotide messenger RNA. RefSeq lists its product as uncharacterized. The transcript has 3 exons. Lineage: Eukaryota; Metazoa; Chordata; Actinopteri; Perciformes; Percidae. Gene Ontology annotation, biological process: regulation of cytokine production; T cell receptor signaling pathway. Gene Ontology annotation, cellular component: external side of plasma membrane. Gene Ontology annotation, molecular function: signaling receptor binding. The record is from RefSeq and is a predicted model, not a curated record. Bases 211 to 747 code for a protein of 178 amino acids.